UAAAGCAGCGGCCGGAGGGGACCCGGGUCCACGCAGUCGCCACCUGGCUCAGCGGGACGGCAGCCGGGCAGCUCAGCUCGCCUCGCCUCGUCACAUCAGAGUCCUCAGCAGGGCUCAGGAGACUUCACAGCCUGAAGGAGAUUUCAUUGCUGCCUGAAAGUGCUGGGGAUGAAGCUGGGGCUCACCUGCCUGCUGUGGCUGCUGCUGCUCUGCCUGACCCUGCCCGCAACCCACGGCCGCGUUCUCCAGCGCUCCAUGGAAAUCAGGAGUAAGGAGAACAUGAACCCGGACAUCGACCCCUCGUGGUACACGGGCCGCGGGAUCCGGCCCGUGGGGAGGUUUGGGAGGAGACAAGCCCUGCCUGGGAGCACCCAGCAGCGGGGCUGUGCAGCCCCACACCCCGACCCUCCCCGGCUGGAGCUGAACCCCUAAACUGGAGCUGACAAUAAAAUCCCUUCUCCUCUCA
Messenger RNA from Catharus ustulatus (Swainson's thrush), 466 nucleotides. It is a transcript of the gene PRLH, whose product is annotated as prolactin releasing hormone. The coding region runs from base 169 to 432 and encodes 87 amino acids. Gene Ontology annotation, biological process: feeding behavior; G protein-coupled receptor signaling pathway; response to peptide hormone. Gene Ontology annotation, molecular function: prolactin-releasing peptide receptor binding; neuropeptide hormone activity. NCBI's taxonomy places the organism in Eukaryota, Metazoa, Chordata, Aves, Passeriformes, Turdidae. The transcript has 3 exons. The record is from RefSeq and is a predicted model, not a curated record.